AUGGGCAUCAGCAGUUGCAAGCCAGAAAGACCUCAGAAGGAAGAUAUCAGGCUAAGCGAACUCCACACUAUUUCUGGAUUCCGGACGGUGUCGGACGAAGCGGCCACAGUAUUGGCAGGUAUGCUGCCAUUUUUUACUGGACACGGCUGGUACAGGAAGUAUCUCCAUAGGUUCAGGCAUGAGGACACCCCCGAGUGCUCGACCUGCCCAAAUUUGGACGAAGACUCGGAACACGUGCUGUUCAAGUGCUUGAGGUACAGAGACGCAGUAGGCACUGUAUCUCCACCUGAGGGAAUGGUAACGUUCAUGCUGGAAGGAGAGGACAACUGGAGAAAUAUAAGUCACCUCAUAAUAGGCAUCCAGAGGGAUCUAAGACGAUGCAAAAAGGAGCGCCGAAUAAUGAAGAUUGCCUAA
Molecule: messenger RNA, 414 nt
Organism: Drosophila montana
Lineage: Eukaryota; Metazoa; Arthropoda; Insecta; Diptera; Drosophilidae
Exons: 2
Coding region: 1-414 (137 amino acids)
Source: RefSeq, a predicted model, not a curated record